Messenger RNA from Daphnia carinata, 1138 nucleotides. RefSeq names its product proline-rich protein PRCC-like. The record is from RefSeq and is a predicted model, not a curated record. Lineage: Eukaryota; Metazoa; Arthropoda; Branchiopoda; Diplostraca; Daphniidae. Gene Ontology annotation, cellular component: nucleus. The transcript has 3 exons. Bases 71 to 1084 code for a protein of 337 amino acids.
CUACACAUCGGAGCUUGAAAGUUAUAUCAAUACUGCAAUUCUAUUUUAAUAUUCUUCAAACAAUAAGAGAAUGGCGUCAAAUCUUGUUGCAUACGAUGAAAGUGACAGUGAAUCUGAUGAUGGAAUGAACCAAUCAACUGCAAUUACCAAACAGAACCUUUUAACUGAGAGCCUCCGCGAAGACAACGAAUUACCUAAACCUUCAGAAAAGGAACUUAAAUUGGCAGAGCUUGCAAACAGAGAAAAGACGAAUUUAACAAAGUUUGAUCUAUUGACAAGCAUAAGCCAUAGGAUAAAUGGAAAAAUUAUGAUUGGUAUUCCCUCAUUAGUUGAUCUGGACGACAACACAGAUAAGAAGAAAGCACGAGCAGUUGACAAUAUAUCUGUUGCAGGACAGUCAAAGCUAUUUUCAAAAUUGCCUCCUCCAAAAAAUUCACCCCAUGAGCCUGCCUUUACUGUUAGUAAACCAGUUAGCAAAGAUCCCAUAAAGAAAAGUCUACCUUUAAUUCCCCAAUCUGUGGCAAGGCAACAGACAUUGAAGAAAGAUUCUGAUGAUGAAGAUAUAUCUGAUAGCUUUUUCACAAUGGAUGAGCCAACACUAAAAGUGCAAGUUGAACCCAUGGAUGUUGGGGCAGCCUUCCAAACGAUCACUACUACAACUCAACAGGAUGAAAUAGUAUAUCCCAUCAUGCCCACUAACCAGCAGUAUAAUAUGGCAGCAAUGCUAGAUUCAGCCUCCCUGUACCAACAAAGAGAAGAGCCUGGACUGGAACUGGAUAAUGUUGCAUUACAAGCACUUCAGGGCUCCUCUGGUGUUAAACGUAAGCUACCCGAUGACGCACAGAUCAUUGAAAUUAAAGGCGAGCGUUUGACGUACGACCCUAACAUGUCUUACCUGAAAGCAAUCUCCGAAGAAAAGUCGAACACUAGAGGACCAGAUAUUGCAUACAACAAGUUACAGAAGAAGAAACAUCAAAUCACUUACUUAGCUGCUCAAGCCAAAGCCCGUGAGGUGGACCUCAAGAACCAAUGGGCGCAAAACAAAUCCACCAAACGACAGACACAGGCAAAAUAUGGAUUUUAAAGUACGUUUUUUGAGCUCGGUUGGGAUCGUGAAUACAUGACGGCGUAUAAUUAA